Racocetra persica is the source of this 669-nucleotide messenger RNA. The record is from the annotation of a GenBank genome assembly. Lineage: Eukaryota; Fungi; Glomeromycota; Glomeromycetes; Diversisporales; Gigasporaceae.
AUGACCGCAGCGACCUCUUCCAUGGCUGACAUUGCUAAACCUUCUUUGGGUGUAAUGAAAAGAAAAAGCAUUAUUAUCCCUCAAUCACUUAACCAUCGUAAACUUAAAGAUGCAAUUAAAAAAGUUGUUGAUGAAAUAUUAGAACUUUUCAUUGAAGCUCAACAAAUUGGCAAAGAUGAUAAUGGAACUACAAAAAUGAUUUUGGACCAUAUUAAAAAGCGAAAUACUAAUGCUGUAGAAGUCCUAGAAUGGUUAUUAAGUAAUCAACAUACGCUGCAAUACAAAACUCUUCUUGGUUACUUUUAUUUACAUGACAUUGGCACGGAAAUAGAUACCAGAAAGGCUUAUGUUUUGUAUUUAGCAGCUGCAAAAAAGGACUAUCCUAUUGCUCAAUAUUUGCUUGGUGAAUGCUAUUCGUCGGGUUCCGGGACGAAAGCCGACGAUAAACUUGCAUUCCAAUGGUACCAAAAAGCUGCUGAAGGUGGAAGUACUAAUGGAAAUAUGGUCGGAAUGCAUUUUCUUGCUGAUUGCUACGAAAAGGGAACUGGAACAGCAAAAAACGUAGAUAUGGCAAUUCAUUAUUAUUCCAAGGCGUCUAAACUUGGCCACGAAAGCUCACAAAUUGUACUGAAUAAACUCUUGAAGGCAACCAGUUCUCCUCCAUCGUAG